UUUCUUUACGAGCCAUCGACUCGUCAGCCCAUUCAUCUUCAAGCUUCGCAUAAACCCUAGAUUAGGCUUCGGUUAGGGUUUUGGCCGAUUUGAGCUGCUUCUUCUCCUACUGUUCCUUUACUUCCAGCUUCUAGAUUCGACUUCUUCUGGAAUUUUCGCCACCUUUUCUUCGGUAUAUUUGAAUUUUGUUGCUGAGCUUUCAGGAUUCGUUCCGGUCUCGAUCCGUGCUCUCUGAAGCCAUGUACACCAAAAAGAGGACCAGAUACGAAGCUGCUCCCAACGUCAAUGGAGAUUUUAAAAAGGCCAAGCAAGAAUUGGACACAAUUUCAAGUGGUAUAGGAAGCAAAUCGAAGCCAUGCACGAAGUUUUUCAGUACUGCGGGAUGUCCUUUUGGUGAGAGCUGCCAUUUUCUUCACCAUGUUCCAGGUGGCUAUAAUGCUGUUGCCCAGAUAAUGAAUUUGGCCCCAGCUCCGAACUCAAGAAACAUGCCAGCACCACCCAUUUCAAAUGGUAAUUCUGGUGCUACUGUCAAAACCAAACUAUGCAACAAAUAUAACUCAGCUGAAGGAUGUAAAUUCGGUGAUAAGUGCCACUUUGCUCAUGGGGAAUGGGAAAUUGGGAAGCCCAUUAUACCAGGUCAUGAGGAUCCUCGCGCCAUGGGGCCUGGACCUCUUCCUGGGCGUUUUGGUGGCCGGAUGGAGCAGCAGCCUGUGUCAGGACCUGCUGCCAGCUUUGGUUCCUCUGCUACUGCAAAAAUUAGCGUGGAUGCAUCCCUCGCCGGAGCUAUCAUUGGGAAGAGCGGAGUGAACUCCAAGCAGAUAUGCCGGCAAACAGGUGUAAAAUUGUCAAUUAGAGAUCACGAAACAGAUAAAACCCUGAAGAACAUUGAGCUGGAGGGUACAUUUGAGCAAAUCUCUCAAGCUAGUGCAAUGGUAAGAGAGCUGAUUAGCAGCCUUGGUUCAGUAGGUGGGCCGGGAAGAGCAGCACCUGCAGCACACGGAGGUCCAGCCUCUCAUUCAAGCAAUUAUAAGACAAAGCUUUGUGACAAUUUCACUAAAGGAUCAUGCACUUUUGGAGAAAGGUGCCACUUCGCCCAUGGGGCUGCUGAAAUGCGCAAAUCAGGUGUCUAGACUUCUUUUCCUUAGUGUACCCUCUGUACCUUAGGCCUCUGCUCAGUCUGCUGUUGUGCUCUUUCCUGUACUAUUCUCAAUUUUCAGCCAUUGCUCUACACAAUUCAAACACUGGGAGUAAUGAGUAGUGUUAACGGUAUUUAGGCAUUUGUGUUUUUGUAUCCCUGAUAUUUUUUGGACCAUUAUUUUGUGAUUCUAGGUUUUUUUGGACCGUUACUUGGUUAUUCAGUUAUUCUAGUCGUUAUGUUUUUUUCA
Molecule: messenger RNA, 1385 nt
Organism: Ipomoea triloba (trilobed morning glory)
Lineage: Eukaryota; Viridiplantae; Streptophyta; Magnoliopsida; Solanales; Convolvulaceae
Product: zinc finger CCCH domain-containing protein 44
Exons: 3
Coding region: 240-1130 (296 amino acids)
Molecular function (GO): mRNA binding; metal ion binding
Source: RefSeq, a predicted model, not a curated record